AGGGAAUGAUGCGCUACGGGCCAUCGAGAAAUGCAAGAGCAGGAAGCGAAGUUGCCAUAGACUGAAAUUAAACUCAGUGGAACGCUGUACCCCUUCAAUUCCAUUCCCACAGAAAUACUUCCGAGUCCAUUACAUUCAAGUUUUGAGGACCAAUCUGCGCACCGAACAGUGAUGUCACCAAGCCACAUCCAUCAUGUUGAGAGUUAUUUCAAAGUCGGCGUAAUAGCAGGAGAUGGAAUUGGUACUGAGAUCACGGAGUCGGCCAUCCAAGUACUGCAGAAACUGGCAGAUGUGAGUGGGUCAUUCGUGUGGGAAUUUACACAUUACGAUUGGAGCAGCGACAAGUAUUUGGAACGUGGAUGGUAUAUGCCCGAGGACGGUUUGGAGCAGCUGAAGAGGCAUGAUGCGAUAUACUUUGGGGCGGUUGGUUCACCUAAGGUUCCGGAUCACAUCUCUCUUUGGAACCUGAUACUACCUAUUCGAAAGACGCUGACACAGUACAUCAAUCUACGGCCAACGCGCAUCCUCCCUGGCACUUCCAGUCCGUUAAAGAGUUGCCAGAUAGGGGACCUCGACUGGGUAUUUGUUCGAGAGAACAGCGAGGGGGAGUAUGCUGGACAUGGAGGCAUUACAGAAGUCGCUCCUGGUAAUGCAAUAGGGACCGAAUUGGCCAUAUUCUCGCAGGCCGCCUGCGAGAGAGUAUUCCGCUUUGCCUUCGACACUGCAAGAUCCCGACCUAGGAAGAAACUCACGAUGGUCACCAAGAGUAAUGCUCAGCGAUAUGGGAUGGUUCUCUGGGAUAAGAUCUUCUGGGAGAUCGCCAAAGAAUACCCUGACGUUGAGACAGAUAAAAUGCUCGUCGACGCCAUGACCGUACGCAUGACGCUACACCCUAAGUCUCUUGACACGAUUGUUGCGACGAAUCUUCACGCCGACAUCCUUACGGAUCUUGCUGCAGCAUUAUCUGGUAGUAUCGGCAUAGCCCCUUCUAGCAAUCUUGACCCAACUCGCCGCAACCCCAGUAUGUUCGAACCGAUCCACGGUAGCGCGCCAGAUAUAGCUGGCAAGGGAGUCGCUAAUCCCAUUGGAGCUUUAUGGAGUGCGGCGGAAAUGCUACGAUGGCUAGGUGCUGGCAGGGAGGCAGACGAACUGGUGAAGAGCAUAGAAACCGUCACUGAGGCAGGUGUUCGAACCAGGGACCUCGGGGGUGUCGCGACGACGAAGGAAGUGACAGACACUGUCUGUAAAGAGUUAGAAAAUAUUUAUAAGAACUAA
Pseudovirgaria hyperparasitica is the source of this 1275-nucleotide messenger RNA. Its product is annotated as tartrate dehydrogenase. The coding region runs from base 172 to 1275 and encodes 367 amino acids. Gene Ontology annotation, molecular function: magnesium ion binding; oxidoreductase activity, acting on the CH-OH group of donors, NAD or NADP as acceptor; NAD binding. The record is from RefSeq and is a predicted model, not a curated record. The transcript has 2 exons. NCBI's taxonomy places the organism in Eukaryota, Fungi, Ascomycota, Dothideomycetes, Acrospermales, Acrospermaceae.